GUCUGAUGUGAGAUCCACACUAUGCCGAGCCCUUUAUUCCACCCCGAGAUUAUGGACCACGAAGUGGUGAUCAGCAGCCAGCACAACGGAGUGGGUCUGCCCCGAGAGACGGACCAGGAGUCCCGGGAAGAGGAUCACCAAGAGGUGCUCCGCUUCGCCCUGGACCAGCUGUCACUCAUGGCCCUGGAGAAGGUGGACUGUGGGGGCGGUGGCGGUGGAAGCGUUGGGCUUGUCGACACCCUGGAUGCGACCCAGGGUCCGGGCUCUGAGGGCUGCAAUGGUGUGGGUGGGAGCGGCUUUGUGGAUCUACAAAUGCUGGACCACCCCGGCGGCUCCCGAGACUCGCCGUCGUCCUGCUCUCCAUCCCCGGAGUACUACGGAUCAGGCGGGUACCACAUGGCCGGCUCGCACUCCAUGCUCCACGGGGAGCAGACGUCCGUCCUCUGCAACAGGAAACGGAGCGUCAACAUGACUGAAUGUGUGCCUGUUCCGAGCUCUGAACAUGUGGCUGAAAUAGUCGGGAGGCAAGGCUGUAAGAUCAAAGCUCUGCGUGCCAAAACCAACACCUACAUAAAGACUCCCGUCAGAGGGGAGGAGCCAGUGUUCAUCGUGACGGGACGCAGGGAGGAUGUGGAGAUGGCCAAACGUGAAAUUGUAUCUGCAGCGGAGCAUUUCUCCAUGAUCCGGGCGUCUCGCUGCAAAGCUGGGGGCUCUGGGGGAGGAGGCUCACUGCCGGGUCCCCCUCAUCUACCAGGACAGACCACCAUACAGGUGAGAGUGCCCUACAGAGUCGUCGGUUUAGUCGUUGGACCAAAAGGGGCAACCAUCAAGCGCAUCCAGCAGCAGACUCACACCUACAUUGUGACACCAAGCCGAGAGAAAGAUCCGGUGUUUGAGGUGACUGGGAUGCCGGAGAACGUGGACCGAGCUAGAGAGGAGAUCGAGACCCACAUCACCCUGAGAACUGGAACCUUCGUAGACCUGCAAGGAGACAACGACUUCCACACCAACGGCACCGAUGUCAGCCUAGAGGGGCUCGGCUCUUUAAGUGGAGGACUGGGAGCGUCUUUGUGGUCCAGGGCUGCAAGUCACCAUCCAGCCCCGCCUCCUCCCGCGCCGUCCCCGCCCCCUUCCCUCCCCGUGUCUAUGCACCACUCUUCCAGCCGUAAGAUGUCCUCUUCAGUUGCAUAUCACGCGCACAACAGCGGGAUGAGCUCAGACACCUUCAACGCCAACCGGAAGGCCAACGAAGGGGGCAGCCCCACCAGCCCUUUCAGCACCGGCUCCAGCAGCGCCGGUGGAGGAUUUACAUUUGGGGGGGAUUCCACCCCAGGGCUGCCAGCUUCAGAUGAGCUGGGCUUUGAGUUCAGCGCUUCCAACAUCUGGGCACCUUUUGUCAACGGCGGAGGAGGCAAUAAGACCGCGGCUUCCUCCCAGCAGCAACCCCUACGCCGCAACAGCAGCGGCCUCAGUGGAGGCGCCAUCACUCCAAGAUUGUCCCCAACUCUGCCUCAGGAUUCCGUGGUGGGCCCCCUGGAUCACCCGCUGGCCCGCCGUGCCCAGAGCGACCCCCUCAGCACUCUCUCCUGGCUGCAGUCCGGCAGCACCGGCGGGGGUUCCUUCUCCGGAGCCUCCAGCUCCAGCUCCGGCGGCUCGUCGACUGGCUACUCCUCCUGCUCGGCCUCCUCCCUGCCCGGUGGCUCGCCCACUGACUCCGAAGGAGGCGGCAGCAGCGGGGGCCUCAGCUCCGGGAUGCUGAGCCGCCUCAAAGGCGGUACUGGCCCUGGGGUGGCAGGUUUGGUCGGCGUCAGCCCAGCCCUCAACAGGGACUGCUUUGUGUGUUUCGAGAGCGAGGUGACGGCGGCCCUGGUGCCGUGCGGCCACAACCUGUUCUGCAUGGAGUGCGCCGGGCAGAUCUGCCAGUCGGCUGAACCCGAAUGCCCCGUCUGUCACACCCCCACCACACAGUGCAUCCGCAUCUUCUCCUAAUGCCCGUGGCAAUUAAGCGGGGGAUUAAAAAUGAGGGUUUGUGGACAGGGGAGGGGGGCAGGAAGGGUAUUUGAGUGGGGCACCAGCUGUGGUGGACACAAUGGAAGGAUUCACACUAAAAACCUUCACACUCGAUGGACCAUAGUAAAUGCAUUAAUAGAGAUGAUAAUAUACGGAUGCUGAUAUAUUGUUAACUGUCAAUAAUAAUAAUAUUAAUAAUGACAAUGAUUUAUUUUCAGAGGAAAGUGAAUGAAACUGGUCUGCGGGCGGCGGGGGCUCAGACAGUCUCUCGCCGGUGAACAUAUGGAAGGAAACUAGUGUCUUAUCUCUCUUCAGGCCUUCAUUUCGUCCCGGACCGGCCCGCUCCGCCGGUCCGUCUCCACACGUCUUCAUUCUGGCUUCUUCAGAUUUUCUGCCUGCUUUUCUCUCUCACAGCCUUUCCUUUUGACACUUUUGUAUUUAGCAGAUAUUUUUGGAUGAAGCUGUCAAACGAGGCCUGCACUUUUCUACUCCUGAUUUCAAAUGUCCUCACCGUAAACGGUUCCAGCGAGUCUUUUUUCUCCUGAGCUCACUCAUGCUGUUUUUUCCUGACAUGAAGUGGAAAGAUCCUCCUUUUUCUCUAAGCUCCAAACUCUUUGUAUUUUUUUUUUUUUUAAACUAAGGUUGUUAGGCUGAACACUACACUCAAGGGACCUCUUGAGGACAAAUUCCUGUUUUGUUGCCACAUAAAAAGUUAGCCAUGGGUAACUAAGCAAAAUGAUUCAGAAACACGUGGUUUGGAUGAGUGUAUUGAUUAUCGUGGAUAUUCUUUAUGAUGUGAGACGCGUAGUGAAGUUGAUGGACCAAGACUUUUGGUCAGGUUGUAUGUUUGGGCUGUCUGACAAUCCCUUUACAUCUCUGUUCUUGUGUGUGUGCGUACAUUAGUGUCCACUCAUGAGCGGCAGUGUGUCAUGACCAUGAGAGGUUUCUGUCCUUUACUCGAAUCCAUCCACUCUAGAACUGUCUGUUACACCAAAAUCUGCUCGUUUAUAGUGUUUUUAUUUUUAAUUAGUGGGACUGUCGGCUGUCUCACCAGAAUGUUUCGUCCAAAACGGUGGAGCACAAAAAGCGCUCCUCCCUAAUAACAAGGGGCUAGAUUCUUAUUUUUUUUCUUCUACACUGUAACCCCUCUAAAAAGAAAAAAGUAAAAAAAAUACCAAAAAAAACAGCUCUUACUGUUUAUGUUUUGGUCUUCCACCUUUGUCACAGCAAAGCUGUACGGCACUCUCAGAUGACACACUGUUGUUCCCAUAAAGCGUGUUUGGUAGUUUAAAAAUUCGUCCUGUGUUUCAUAGCAGUACUGAGGCAGGGUUCAUCCUGUUCUGUGUUAGUUUGUUUUGUUUUUUAAAAAAAAAGUUCGAUGCGAGUUUGCAGUAACUGUUUCGUAAAGUGUUAACGCGAUUAGAGCGCCUCCGGUGGCCCUUUUGAACAUGACGAGGAAGGAGCUCCUGUAGAAGCAGACAAGCCAUGACGACUGAAUUGAAUACCACACACCUGAUUCUCAAGGGCUUCCUCUGACUGCACACACACACACGAUCACAUGUUUUCAGGCUCACACUCGAGGAAGAAUCAACGUAUCCUUUAUGGCAGCUAGUAGCUAGGUCAUCCAGGGCUUCCAGACACUUUUGUGUUCCAAUCCCAGCAGCUGCAGAAUGUUUUUUGCUUACUGAUUAUUUUUCCAGCUGUCCCUACACAGUCAUUACAUCCAGAUCCUGUCGAUGUGUAGGACAAUGCACACCCCCCCUCCCUCCCUGGACGUUGUGACAGAUCUGCAGGGUUUAAUAUUAUGGAAUGAAUGGUAGCCCUCUGAGUAAAGAAUUGGGCCGUUGCUGUUGUGCUUUUGGUGCUUUGUUUAGUAUAAUAUUGAAUUUAUUUGCUGUUUUGACUGUUUGUUACUUAAAGAACAAUAACAGGAGCCCCCUCCCAGUAGGAUUAAACCCUACUGCAGAAGGCGGGGGCUGAACUGGUAGUCUUUGUGAAGACCAGUCCAUGGUGCUUUAGUGCAAGUCCUUACUGAAUCUCAGAAGAACAAACCCUGUCAUUAUGGGGGAGGCCAUUUCGAUCUCAGACAAACAUCUCCAGUGCACUGUAGACCUGACAGCACAAACCCCCCCUCUUUUCUCCUCCGCCACACUCGGAACAGAUGCGGGGCUGCGACCUGAACAGACCUGUGAUGACUGUUGCGUGAGUCUGGCGGGGGCCGUCCUCGAAGCCCUCCUUUAACUUGUGUUUUUUGCCAGACUGGUCUGAUGUAAAUCCUGCUGUCUGCUCAGGAUGUUUCUGGCCAUACGAGAAUGUUAGGGUUAAUGUACAGUAGUUUUAAUUGUUAAAAAGGUACAAAUUCUUUUUUUAAUUUUAAUUUUUUCCAGAUCGACUGCUAAUUUUUAUUUGUUUUUUAGCCAGUUGUAUCCCCCCUCCCCCUCGAUUCCUUUAUAAAGGUUUGAAAACAGGGUUUCCUGAGGCAUGCUAGUCAGUGACCUCUGACCUUUUUUGUGAUUAAAGGGGGGGAAAUGCGAAGAGAGCCACGCCAGGAAGGGGUGACGGACUCCCCUCAAGCCUCCGCUCUCAUAUUUUUGCUUUAAUUCUUUGUACGCAGAACCAAAAUGUAAAACGUCAGCAAACUAGGUUUCAGACCUAACCUGUGUGUAUAUAGAAACCCCGGAUACAAUCAAUGGGAUCUUGUUUUCUAAGGCAAAAAUUAAUUGAAGUUAAGUGUAGUUUCUAAAGAACAUGUAUCAUUAUUUGUAAGUUAAUCAUCUGCAUGUCUUCGAGCCACACGGCAUUAGCUAAUAAUUUUUAAGAUGGGAAAAAACAAACUUUUUACACAUUUUAUUUUAUACAAUUUAUUUGCUUACCUAAAUAUCCCAGACAAUAAUGUGACCCUUUUUAUUACUUCAAAUUUAUUUUUAUUUUACUUUUUUUAGUUUCUUUAUUUUCUGUGUACUACAUAUAGGCAAUUUAUAACAAAAUGAGAAAAUUAUUGAAGAAAUUUUAAAAUUGAAAUAUAUUUUAUUUGAAAGUUUAUGGACCUUUUAACCGUGAGCCGGAGAAAUUGUAUAAUCGUAUAAUUUGAGCUGACUUGACGGUUAUGAGAAAUGUAUCAAGAGUUUUAUUUUUUAUGCUUCUUUAAUAAAGUCUUGUUUUUUGGUUUCA
This is a messenger RNA of Oryzias melastigma (Indian medaka), 5181 nucleotides long. Its product is annotated as RNA-binding protein MEX3B. Gene Ontology annotation, molecular function: RNA binding. Bases 22 to 1989 code for a protein of 655 amino acids. NCBI's taxonomy places the organism in Eukaryota, Metazoa, Chordata, Actinopteri, Beloniformes, Adrianichthyidae. The record is from RefSeq and is a predicted model, not a curated record. The transcript is spliced from 3 exons.